UAUUUAAAAUCACGGUCCACGUGAGAGUAGUGUGCUUAUCGAUUGCGCUUCUGUGUUGACAAACGAAGCUCUUGCGCUUUGCAGUCCUAGUCCACCGGAGCCGGGAUGCGUAGAGAUGCUUCUUUAAUUUAACGUCAGAUCAAGUUUGAUCAAUAUCCCCCUGCUGGCCCAAUUGGAGCAGCCGUAUUCUCAAUCAGAUCUGCUGCUCUCUCUACCACCAUCUUUGGGACAAAUCCUUGCUUUUUCCAGCAGCAGAAAAUUUGCUCUGCAGCCCGACUCGCACCUCAAUGAACCUAAUUGGUGCGCUGUGAGAGACCAUAAAUCUGGAGGAUUUUCUUAGCGUCCACGGCUGUGUUCAUGGUUUCACCUUAUCAGUUUCGUUUUAGGAGUUGAAUUUAAAGGUUGGAGAAAAUGGCACAAACCGUGGUGUUUUUCUUAUUGUGGCUUUUUGGUAAAACCCUCGCAGGCUUCCCUAACCAGAUCAACAUAGGGGGACUCUUCAUGCGAUCUACGGUGCAGGAACACAGCGCCUUCAGAUUCGCUGUUCAGCUGUACAACACCAAUCAAAAUGUGACCGAGAAACCUUUUCAUCUGAAUUAUAAUGUAGAUAACCUCGAAUCGUCCAACAGCUUCUCUGUCACCCAUGCGUUCUGCUCCCAGUUCUCCAGGGGCGUGUACGCCAUCUUCGGAUUCUAUGACAAGAACUCCAUGAACACCCUGACCUCCUUCUGCGGAGCGCUACACACCUCCUUCGUCACUCCCAGCUACCCCACCGACGCAGAUGUGCAGUUUGUUAUCCAGAUGCGGCCCGCGCUGCGGGGCGCCGUCCUCAGCCUCCUGUCCCACUACAAGUGGGAGAAAUUCGUCUACCUCUACGACACAGACAGGGGGUUCUCGAUCCUUCAAGCCAUCAUGGAGGCAGCAGUAGCCAACAACUGGCAAGUGACGGCGCGGUCGGUCGGCAGUGUGACAGAUCCCCAGGAGUACCGACGCAUCAUCGAGGAGAUGGACAGAAGACAGGAGAAGCGCUACCUAAUAGACUGUGAAGUGGAUAGGAUAAACACCAUCCUGGAACAGGUCGUGGCCCUUGGAAAGAACAGCCGUGGCUACCACUACAUCCUGGCCAAUCUGGGUUUCACAAACGUGAGUCUAGACAAGGUCUUCCUGGGAGGAGCAAACAUAACUGGGUUUCAGAUAAUCAACCCUGAUAACCCCAUCGUACAGCAGUUUCUCCAACGCUGGGACCGACUGGAUGAGAGGGAAUUUCCUGAAGCCAGGAACACACCACUGAAGUACACGUCAGCGCUGACCCAUGACGCCAUCCUGGUGAUCGCGGAGGCCUUCCGGUACCUGCGGAGGCAGAGGGUGGACGUGUCGCGCAGGGGUAGUGCUGGGGACUGCCUGGCGAACCCCGCAGUGCCCUGGAGCCAAGGCAUUGACAUUGAAAGAGCGUUGAAAAUGGUCCAAGUACAAGGUAUGACAGGGAAUAUCCAGUUUGACAGCUUUGGUCGAAGAUCAAACUACACUGUUGACGUGUACGAGAUGAAAGCGGGUGGGCCACGAAAGAUCGGGUACUGGAACGAAUUUGAAAGAUUCGUAUAUAUUAUGGAUCAGCAGGUCUCCAACGAUUCCUCAUCAGUGGAAAACCGAACAAUUGUGGUCACUACUAUUAUGGAAGCCCCGUAUGUGAUGUACAAGAAAAACCACAUGCAUCUGGAGGGGAAUGACAAGUAUGAAGGCUACUGUGUCGAUUUAGCUUCUGAGAUUGCAAAACACGUGGGGAUUAAAUACAAACUGUCCAUUGUCAUGGACGGAAAGUAUGGUGCCAGGGACCCGGAGACCAAGACAUGGAACGGGAUGGUGGGUGAACUGGUAUACGGGAGGGCAGAUAUAGCGGUUGCACCGCUAACGAUAACACUUGUCCGAGAGGAAGUGAUCGACUUUUCUAAGCCAUUCAUGAGCUUGGGGAUUUCCAUCAUGAUCAAGAAGCCACAGAAGUCAAAGCCAGGAGUGUUUUCCUUCCUAGACCCACUGGCCUAUGAGAUCUGGAUGUGCAUUGUGUUCGCCUACAUUGGGGUCAGCGUGGUCCUCUUCCUGGUUAGCCGCUUCAGCCCCUACGAGUGGCACCUGGAUGACACUGAUGAAGCCAAAGACCCACAGACCCCCCCAGACCCACCCAAUGACUUUGGGAUCUUUAAUAGCCUCUGGUUCUCCCUGGGGGCCUUUAUGCAACAAGGAUGCGAUAUUUCACCAAGGUCCCUGUCAGGGAGAAUUGUGGGAGGCGUCUGGUGGUUCUUCACCCUGAUCAUCAUCUCAUCUUAUACAGCCAACCUGGCUGCCUUCCUUACUGUGGAGAGGAUGGUCUCACCCAUCGAGAGCGCAGAGGAUCUCGCCAAACAAACAGAGAUUGCCUAUGGAACCUUGGACUCAGGCUCAACCAAAGAGUUCUUUAGACGGUCAAAAAUAGCCGUGUAUGAAAAAAUGUGGUCAUACAUGAAAUCUGCAGAACCCUCUGUGUUUGCCAAGACAACACCUGAUGGGGUUGCCCGGGUACGAAAGUCGAAGGGCAAGUUCGCCUUCCUACUCGAAUCCACCAUGAACGAGUACAUUGAGCAGCGGAAGCCGUGCGAUACCAUGAAAGUGGGCGGAAAUCUCGACUCAAAGGGCUAUGGUGUGGCCACCCCCAAGGGCUCAGCAUUAAGAAAUGCUGUUAACCUGGCAGUUUUAAAACUGAAUGAGCAAGGCCUCUUGGACAAAUUGAAAAACAAAUGGUGGUACGACAAGGGAGAGUGCGGCAGCGGGGGAGGUGACUCCAAGGACAAGACAAGUGCUCUGAGCCUUAGCAAUGUGGCAGGAGUCUUCUACAUUCUGGUUGGUGGUCUGGGGCUGGCCAUGAUGGUCGCUUUGAUAGAAUUCUGUUACAAGUCACGGGCAGAGUCCAAAAGACUGAAACUUGCAAAGAACGCCCAAAACUUUAAGCCAGCUCCCCCAGCAAACACCCAGAAUUUUGCCACAUACCGAGAAGGCUACAAUGUGUACGGAACAGAGAGUGUUAAAAUCUAGGGUUGGAAGGGACCACAGCCGCUCGCAGUAAAACCCUGGCACCUAUGAACGGAAACCUUGACAUGAGAGGAGAUGGAUCACAGGCCUGGAUCUUACCCUGGGCCUAUGAGCACUAGCCUCGCGGUGCUGGGCACGGCAUGAUAAUCUAUGAUGAUGACACAGAAAGGACUUGUCACUGAAAGAACUGAAUUUGUCUCCUACAGUGCCUUACCGAACAUUCAGAGAGUCACAACAAUGCAACUCAUCCUAGUAAUAUUGCUUCACUUGAAAUAUGAAAAAAAAGAAAAAAGAGGAAUGAUUUCACAACCUCUGAACAUUGCGGUAGAUAUUUUAAAAGAAAAAAAAGAAAGAUAAUGUCAUCAUUUGCAAACCUAGCACAUUUGGGAGACGGAGUAAGAAGGAAAUCUGUUUGAGAGUAUGGUGGUAGAUCGGUAUUCUAUAAAGAAAUUUACUUUAAAUGACUUAAAUAUCCCAGUUCUUUUACAGUGAAACUUUACAGGUCAGAC
This is a messenger RNA of Megalops cyprinoides (Indo-Pacific tarpon), 3569 nucleotides long. It is a transcript of the gene gria3b, whose product is annotated as glutamate receptor, ionotropic, AMPA 3b. Gene Ontology annotation, biological process: synaptic transmission, glutamatergic; monoatomic ion transport; modulation of chemical synaptic transmission. The coding region runs from base 412 to 3063 and encodes 883 amino acids. The transcript is spliced from 16 exons. Gene Ontology annotation, molecular function: transmitter-gated monoatomic ion channel activity involved in regulation of postsynaptic membrane potential; AMPA glutamate receptor activity. The record is from RefSeq and is a predicted model, not a curated record. NCBI's taxonomy places the organism in Eukaryota, Metazoa, Chordata, Actinopteri, Elopiformes, Megalopidae. Gene Ontology annotation, cellular component: AMPA glutamate receptor complex; dendritic spine; postsynaptic membrane.